UCGAAGCGCAACCACAACGUUAAAACCGAGACGUCGGACGGUGGACAGAGCAGUCUGUCUUAUUAAACAUAAAUAUGUCUAUAUUUACGCCAACAAAUCAAAUACGGCUGACAAAUGUGGCCGUGGUGCGGAUGAAAAGAGGAGGGAAGCGGUUUGAAAUCGCCUGCUACAAGAAUAAAGUAAUGAGCUGGAGAUCAGGAGCAGAGAAAGACCUGGAUGAGGUUUUACAGACACAUUCGGUUUUCGUCAAUGUGUCCAAAGGACAGGUGGCUAAGAAGGAUGACUUGACCAAAGCCUUUGGCACAGAUGAUCUGACAGAAAUCUGUAAACAGAUUCUGGCCAAAGGAGAGCUCCAGGUGUCAGACAGGGAGAGGCAGACUCAGCUGGAGACGAUGUUCAGAGACAUUGCGACUAUUGUGGCAGAGAAGUGUGUCAACCCUGAGACCAAGAGGCCGUAUACAGUCAGUCUGAUUGAGCGGGCGAUGAAGGACAUCCACUACUCUGUCAAGACAAGCAAGAGCACCAAACAGCAGGCUCUAGAAGUGAUCCGGCAGCUGAAGGAGACCAUGGAGAUCCAGAGAGCCCACAUGAGGCUGCGAUUGGUGCUGCCAGCCAAGGAGGCCAAGAGGCUGAAGGAGAAGCUGAAACCGCUCCUGCAGGUUGUGGAGAGCGAAGACUUUGAUGAGGAGAUGGAAAUGGUGUGUCUGGUGGAUCCCGGCUGCUUCAGGGAGAUCGAUGAGCUGAUCCGCUGUGAGACUAAAGGCAGAGGUUCUCUGGAGGUUCUCAGUCUGAAGGAUGUGGAGGAGGGAGAUGAGAAAUUUUAGUGAACUGACCAGUCAGGACUCUGCACCUUAUCCACACUAACAUGCUUCACUGCGGCACACUUAAAACUCAUUUAAGAGACAAUAUUUAUGAAGAGAUUCAUACUAAUUUCAGCCAUCCCUGUUUCCCUGCCUCUCUAUGUUUAAAGGAUUUAUUUGACAGUUAUUAUUUGCCAGAUUUGCGUGCUGGGUGGAAUGUAUUUUGAAAAUGCAUUUGUGCAUUUACACCUAAACUUGCAACUCAGUUAAUAGUUCUGGGCUGCAUUCACUGAAUUAUUCAGUUUUAUUUUGGUAUUUCUGGACCAUUAACAGAACUUCUGGACAAAGUCUGAAAGUCUUUUCUGCCUUCCAUCAGACUUUCUGUGCCAUGUAGUCAAUGCUCAAUUUCCUGUUUUUAAGAAUCAUUUCUUUAUCCUAAUGAUGUAUAUUUUGUCAUAAUGAAUGAGUUUGCUCUGUAGAAAUAAAUAUUUAA
Molecule: messenger RNA, 1293 nt
Organism: Chelmon rostratus (copperband butterflyfish)
Lineage: Eukaryota; Metazoa; Chordata; Actinopteri; Chaetodontiformes; Chaetodontidae
Gene: sbds
Product: SBDS ribosome maturation factor
Exons: 5
Coding region: 75-824 (249 amino acids)
Biological process (GO): cytosolic ribosome assembly; ribosome biogenesis
Source: RefSeq, a predicted model, not a curated record